GAGGCGGCGGGCGGCGGGCAUGGCGCUGSCCAGCGGGGCGCCGGGCCGCCUCGUGCUCUACCACUGGACCCAGUCCUUCUCCUCGCAGAAGGUGCGCUUGGCGAUAGCAGAAAAGGCCCUAAAAUGUGAAGAGCACGAUGUAAAUCUGCCGCUGAGUGAACACAACGAACCUUGGUUUAUGCGCCUAAAUUCGUCUGGAGAAGUCCCCGUCCUAAUCCACGGGGAGAACAUCAUUUGCGAGGCGACGCAGAUUAUUGACUACCUUGAAGCAACAUUCACAGAUGAGGGAGUACCAAGAUUAAUGCCAGAAGAAGGGAGCAUGUAUUACCCCAGGGUGCAACACUACAGAGAGCUUUUAGACUCCUUGCCUAUGGAUGCCUACACUCAUGGCUGCAUCCUACAUCCUGAAUUAACAGUGGAUUCCAUGAUUCCAGCCUAUGCUACAACCAGAAUUCGUAGCCAAAUAAGUAAUACAGAAUCAGAACUAAAGAAACUUGCAGAAGAAAACCCAGACCUUCAAGAUGCCUAUAUAGCAAAACAGAAGCGCCUUAAAUCUAAACUGCUGGAUCAUGAUAAUAUAAAGUACUUAAAGAAAAUACUAGAUGAACUGGAAAAAGUUCUGGAUCAAGUUGAGACUGAAUUGCAGAGGCGAAAUGAGGAAACACCAGAAGAUGGAAAUCAGCCUUGGCUCUGCGGUGACUUCUUCAGCUUGGCAGAUGUAUCUCUUGCUGUCACAUUACAUCGCUUGAAGUUUCUGGGAUUAGCAAGAAGAAACUGGGGAAAUGGAAAACGACCCAACUUGGAAGCCUAUUAUGAGCGUGUCCUGAAGAGAAAAGCGUUUUACAAAGUUUUAGGACAUGUCAACAAUAUAUUAAUCUCAGCAGUUCUGCCGACUGCAUUCCGCGUGGCCAAGAAGAGAGCGCCCAGAGUUCUUGGCACCACCUUUUUGGUUGGCAUGCUAGCAGGAAUGGGUUAUUUUGCUUUCAUGUGUCUUCGGAAGAGGUUUGCCAACAUGAUGGUAUCUAUUAGAACCAGACAAAAUUAUUUUUAGGCUUCUCUGUCCCUGAUGGUAGGUGGAGGUCAUCUCUAGCCCCAGGAAAAUAUCAAAAAUAAGCAUAUAAGAAAGGGUAUGUCCAUGAAUUAGAACACUGUCACACAGUGGCUGUCUGCUGCUUUUGAGUAAUUGGAUUGGCAAUGCUGGUACUUGUGGAAAAUAAAUGUUGAGGGUACAACAAAAGAAGAAGAUAGUUUCAGAUGAGGAGCUGUAAGGGCUGUGACAACACAUUGUUAAAGUGAUUAUUGUUUCUGUCUACUUUACCCAAUGCYUGACCUAAUUUUAAUGUUUUAUUUAAUAAGCACCUUUGUUGCAAUAUGACAGCUUUUCACUCUGGGUGAAAUGAUUACUGUGCACAAACCAGCAAUGUUGAACAACUGAAAAAAGCACUUAAGUUUAAAUGCUCAGAGAGGGAUGUAGCUGRACUAUAAGCUUUGUGCCUGUCAUCCCUAGGGAAGCAAGUGCCUCUCUACUGGUUAAUGUCUGUUAAUUUGCAGUUGGACCAUUGUGAAUGUGUUAAAAAGUAGCCCGAUAGAGUCACUUCUUCACACUAUGUUCAUGCAGUAGUACAGGAAGAGAUCUGAAAUUCAUGUAAAUAUCUGUGAUUUAUGGGCCACAAGAGUGAAAUUCUGGGGGGCAAAGGGGGGGAAAGUUGACAGAUUCUGAACUUCUGUUGAUUUACAAAUGGUAAUAAAAAGAAAAAUGACUCUUGUCUUUCGAAAAUCUCUUGGAUAGUCUCUGGCCCACUCAGAAAACCAGCUCAGCCAMAAGCACUGACUGAGUCAUAAACUCAAUGCCCUUUUCCUCCUUGCACUCCCAUCAGCUCCUUCUGCCUUUCGCACUUGUGGUAGCUUACUGUAGUUGCCUCUACGUAUAGUGUCCCAUGUGCCCAUCCUCGUUUCAGCUCCUGAGCACUGGCUCUUCUUUUUAGUG
Nothoprocta perdicaria is the source of this 1987-nucleotide messenger RNA. RefSeq names its product ganglioside induced differentiation associated protein 1 (gene GDAP1). The record is from RefSeq and is a predicted model, not a curated record. The transcript has 6 exons. Bases 20 to 1051 code for a protein of 343 amino acids. Gene Ontology annotation, biological process: mitochondrial fission; mitochondrial fusion. Gene Ontology annotation, cellular component: mitochondrial outer membrane. NCBI's taxonomy places the organism in Eukaryota, Metazoa, Chordata, Aves, Tinamiformes, Tinamidae.